ACAACCGUAGUCACCAGUGAGUCGGUGCAAAUCUGUUGCCGCUGUCGUGUCGUUACGCUUACGCCCCACGCGCGCAACCGGUCCGUCGUGAAGCCUGUCCUAAUCGGGCACAGUCCUGACGUCGCCAAAUAUAGUUGUAUAUUCGGGACAGAGCUUUUGUUUAACACAAGCCGAUGGUGGCGGCGGCGGCGAUGAUGUGCCCGGGUUUUUCCGAGUACGCCGGCUACUCCGGCAGCCGGUCCGAUUCGUAUGCAUUCGUAGACGGAUUGGCGGCUGCUGAUAAAAUACGCCGACCCAGCAUUGGUCGGCGCCUGGCCGCCGUCUUCGAGCCGUCCUGUAACAAGCUGUCCAUGAAGAUUUACGGAAGUAAGAAGGCCGUGCUCAAGGAACGCUAUAGACAAAGGUCCUUGGGCGUCUGGGUCAUACAUCCGUGUUCAAAGUUCAGGUUUUAUUGGGAUUUGUGCAUGCUCCUGCUGUUGGUCGCUAAUUUGAUUAUUCUUCCAGUUGGCAUAUCGUUUUUCAAUGACGAUUUCGACACCAGGUGGAUUAUAUUCAACUGCUUGUCGGACACAAUUUUUUUAGUCGACAUAAUGGUUAAUUUUAAAACGGGUAUCCUACAAACGGACACUUGCGAGCAAGUGACUUUGGAUCCCAAAGUAAUCGCUAAGAACUAUUUAAAGUCGUGGUUUUUUUUGGACUUGAUCAGUUCUCUUCCGCUGGACUACUUGUUCCUGAUGUUCAACCAAAACGUAGGGGAAGGCAUUCAAAUAUUGCACGCGGGACGCGCCCUCCGAAUCCUCCGGCUGGCCAAACUGCUCAGCUUAGUAAGACUGCUUCGUCUGUCUCGGCUGGUGCGAUACGUUAACCAAUGGGAGGAAGUCUAUAUACUAAAAGGACAACCGAAUGUGUCAUCGAGCCAAGGAGGUCACAGCGACAGCGUAACAAUGACCAAGUUCUUAAACAUGGCCAGCGUUUUUAUGAGAAUUUUCAACUUAAUAUGUAUGAUGCUGCUCAUUGGUCACUGGUCUGGUUGUUUGCAAUUCCUGGUGCCAAGCUUGCAAGGUUUUCCACCUAAUUCAUGGGUAGCCAUAAAUGAAUUACAGGGUGCAGACUGGGCAGAACAAUAUUCAUGGUCACUCUUUAAAGCUAUGUCGCAUAUGUUAUGCAUUGGAUACGGUUUGUUUCCACCACAAUCAUUGACUGAUAUGUGGCUGACUAUGUUGUCAAUGAUUAGUGGAGCUACUUGCUAUGCACUAUUUUUAGGGCAUGCUACUAAUCUCAUUCAGAGUUUGGAUUCUUCCCGGCGACAAUACCGAGAAAAAGUUAAACAAGUGGAAGAGUAUAUGUCCUACAGGCGUUUACCUUUAGACAUGCGUAAGAAAAUUACAGAAUUUUUUGAGCAUAAAUAUCAAGGGAAGUUUUUCAAUGAGAAAUGGAUUCUUCAAGAAGUCUCUGACAAAUUGCGCGAGGAUGUCCGGAAUCAUAAUUGUAGAAGGCUCGUUAAGUCAUUACCUCUGUUUCAAAACGCUGAUACGAAUUUCCUUACUGAUAUAAUCGACUGUCUAGAAUUUGAAAUGUUUCAAUCAGGUGAUACAAUCAUACGUGAGGGCACAAUAGCUUCCAAGAUGUAUUUUGUGGAAGAAGGAGUUGUGGAAGUGAUGAUAUCCAGUGGGCAGCAGGUGGUCGCCACUUUAAGUGAUGGUAGUUAUUUUGGAGAAACGUGUUUGUGGGCUCCUGGGGCCCGCCGUCCAGUGACAGUGCGUGCUGAAACUUAUUGUACACUUUUCUCGUUAGCUGAGUCGGCUUUUAGACUUACUUUAGAUAAGUAUCCUGAGUUCAAACAGCAAGUAACCGUUAUAUUGAAUGACCGUGCCAUACGGAUGGCCGAGCUGGGUCAAUGCUUGUCCGAGGGAGACGCGAAAUUAUAACAUAACUUUUUUGAUACUCACAUUGCCAAGUAAUUGUCUACUUAAUUACUAUUUCUCUUUUAUAAUUUACAAAAAAUUCAAGUUGAAUAGGGAUCAAGUUAAAAGUUAAUUAGACUUUUUACUAUUUUUAAAGUUUAUUUAAUGAGUUAUAAUUUUUAAAUUACCAAAAAGAUGAUUAUAUUAAACAUUUAUAUAUCUAAAUGAAUAUUUAUAUUUUAUAAACCAUUUUUAUAGAUAUUUGUCAAGGAUCUUGUUGAAUUAAAGUGCAUUGUUGCAAAUUUAAAUUUGAUUGAUUAAUAAUUGAUUCAUUAAUUUUUACUGUAGUUUUGAUUUGUAUGUGACGAUUUUA
Messenger RNA from Daktulosphaira vitifoliae (grape phylloxera), 2277 nucleotides. RefSeq names its product potassium/sodium hyperpolarization-activated cyclic nucleotide-gated channel 1 (gene Ih). Gene Ontology annotation, cellular component: membrane. Gene Ontology annotation, biological process: transmembrane transport; potassium ion transport. The record is from RefSeq and is a predicted model, not a curated record. NCBI's taxonomy places the organism in Eukaryota, Metazoa, Arthropoda, Insecta, Hemiptera, Phylloxeridae. The coding region runs from base 174 to 1928 and encodes 584 amino acids. The transcript is spliced from 10 exons. Gene Ontology annotation, molecular function: voltage-gated potassium channel activity.